Messenger RNA from Oreochromis niloticus (Nile tilapia), 8290 nucleotides. Its product is annotated as pleckstrin homology domain-containing family A member 5. The transcript has 32 exons. Gene Ontology annotation, cellular component: cytosol. Gene Ontology annotation, molecular function: phosphatidylinositol-3-phosphate binding; protein binding; phosphatidylinositol-4-phosphate binding. NCBI's taxonomy places the organism in Eukaryota, Metazoa, Chordata, Actinopteri, Cichliformes, Cichlidae. The record is from RefSeq and is a predicted model, not a curated record. The coding region runs from base 48 to 4823 and encodes 1591 amino acids.
CUUUAUCUUUUGUGCGCGUUCGCGCAUUUCCUCGAGGCGCGCACAGGAUGGAAGUGCGCGCGCGCUUGGCACGGAGCCGCGCACUCCAGCCCAUACCCGUAGUAAAGCAAAGCUCCAAACUAGACAUGGCGGCGGAUCCUCAGCCGGACUGGCUCUCCUGCCUUCCCUCUUCUUGGAGUUAUGGGGUGACUCGGGAUGGACGCAUAUUCUUCAUUAACGAAGAAGCAAAGAGUACAACCUGGUUGCAUCCAGUCACAGGAGAAGCUGUCAUCACGGGGCACAGAAAAACCCCAGAUUUACCAACAGGAUGGGAGGAAGGAUAUACAUUUGAGGGAGCUCGCUGCUUCAUCAACCACAAUGAGCGAAAGGUGACCUGUAAGCACCCGGUGUCAGGGUUCCCCUCACAAGACAACUGCAUCUUUGUGGUUAAUGAACAUGUGAAUUGUGGAAAGUUUGUCCACCCUGAGAAACCUGUAGAGGCUGUCACCAGAUCGGCUCCCAAGUCUUCGUCGGAACAGGGAAGCAGCAGUGACAAGAAGGAGCGUCCUAUGAGUACCAUGAGUGAAGCGUCAAACUACACGGGUGGCUCCGAUUACAGCACCUUCACUGGCAGCCCAGCCACCACAGUCACUACUGCCAUUACCACUUCCACCUCAUCUACACGGCCUUCUAGGUCUUCCAGAAAAGUCCACAACUUUGGCAAGAGGUCCAAUUCAAUCAAGAGAAACCCCAAUGCCCCAGUGGUGAAGAGCAGCUGGCUUUACAAACAGGACAGUACAGGCAUGAAGCUGUGGAAGAAGAGGUGGUUCGUUCUGUCUGACAUGUGCCUCUUCUACUACCGUGAUGAAAAAGAGGAUAGCAUCCUAGGAAGCAUCCUGUUGCCCAGUUUUCACAUAUCUAUGUUGUCGGUGGAUGACCACAUCAGCAGGAAAUAUGCCUUCAAGGCCACUCACCCCAACAUGCGGACAUAUUACUUCUGCACUGACACAGCCAAAGAGAUGGAGUCCUGGAUGAAAGUCAUGACAGAUGCUGCUCUCGUCCACACUGAACCAGUCAGAAGAGCGGACAAGUUGAAAGGGGACCAGCGGAGACCUCAAGAGCUGAACAACCUGCUGAACCACAGAGUCCUCACACGGCCCGAGAUCCAGAACAACGAACGCAAUCGAGAACCAGCGUGUCAACAUUCACUGUCGCAGGUCGACGACAAAUGGCAAAAAGAUGUUGUGAAACACAAUGACCAGAGGGAGCAAGAGUACUACACCUUACAGAGGGAGGGAGAAAGGUACUCUCUGAAGAAAGAGGGCGUGAGCUACAUGCUGCAGAAGGAUGGAGACAGGUAUCUCCUGCACAAGGAUGGAGAGAAGUACCUCCUGAGAAAGAAUGGGGAGAAAUACUCGCUGCAGAAAGAUGAAAAAGUGUACACCAUUCACAGAGAUCUGGAGAAGUGCGGCGUUCGUAAGACGGACGAUAAGCACGGGGUGACACCGGCAGAGGAAAAAUAUGCACCCUCCAAAGAUGGGGAGAAGUGUCUGCUCGCGAAAGACGGAGAAAAAUACGCCCUGCAGAAAGUAGGCGAUCGACACACACUCCAGAAAGAUGGAAAAAAGUGCCUCUCUCAAAAGGAGGUCAAGAGACAGCUGUCAUUAAAGGAAACUGAAAGGUUCAGCACAAUGAGGGAGAAGGAUAAUAAAUAUGGCACUAUACAAGUUAUGGACAAAUACAGCACUAUGAAAGAAAUUAAGAGAUACAGCUCGUUUCGAGAGGGGGAUAAAUACGCGACUCUGAGGGACGCAGAGAAAUAUGCUACGGUUUGUGAUGGGGAUAAAUACGGCUUUCAGAGAGAUCCAAGCACCGACAGGGCUCUGACUAAAAUCAACAGCAUCAAGCUACAACCAGCCCAAGCUGCUGCCAUCGCAGCUGCAGUGUCUGCGUCUCGUCAAAACCAGGCCAACAUCAGCGCCCAGAAACCUGCACAGGUCAGUGGCUCAGGGUGUGGAACAGGGGAGCAGCAAAGGGACUGCAGCCCCACAGAGGUGGAUGGCAACCUGGCCAGGGUUCCUGUAAAGUCUCCAGCUCCAGUCCAGGAGCCAGAAAAGGGUUUGUCCAGGACCAACUCCAUUCAGCAGCUGGAGCACUGGGUCCAUCCGCAAAGGAGAGGACUGGACAAUAACUCAAAGAGUGUUACAUCGUACCAGACUUUACCAAGAAACAUGCCCAGCCACCGUACUCAGAUUGUACCCCGCUACCCUCAGGGGUACCGCACGCUGCCCCGCAACAGCAUGAUGAGGCCUGAAAGCAUUUGCAGUGUGGCAGGCUCGGUAUAUGACCGGGCCCUCCAUCCAGCCUCCACGUCUGCUGUUAGCACAACAGAGAAGAGAAAAUCAAUGAGGGAUGACACAAUGUGGCAGCUCUAUGAGUGGCAGCAGAGGCAGGCCUUCUCCAGGCAAAGUCUGGCUCAGCCACCAGGUGUGGGUCAUUAUGGCACACUGCCCAGCAUUAAGACCAUGGGCAACAUCUCCCAACAUGCCGUGGCACACUCCAUUCCCACUUCCCCAUCUCAUGGCUCUCUGGCUCUGUACAGCACAUUCUCCCCUUCUCGUCAGCAGGUUGCUCAAAAUCAUAGUAGCUCCCACUCUGAGGUUUCUUCGCCCAUAUUGAGGGGGGAUGUGACUCUUGACCGCCGGCACAGGACACACCUUGCGAAGUACGGAUACACACCUGAUCGACGAUCCAUUGCAGUUGGCAUCCCAUCUCAGACUAUCACUCCACAGUCUCUGCAAGGCAAGACGCCGGAGGAGCUGACACUGCUGCUCAUCAAGCUUCGCCGGCAGCAGGCGGAGCUCAACAGCCUGCGGGAACACACAGUAGCUCAGCUAAUGGCCGUUGGUAUGGAAGGGCACAACGCAAAGACUGAUGUUCUCUUCCAUCAUCUCCAGAGGAACCUUAUAUACCUGGAAAGUCAGACGAAGGAGAAUGAGCCUCUAAUCUUCAUGAUUCACACUAUGAUUGAGAACUCUGCACCAAGGCCACAACUCUACCAGCAAACGAGUUCAGAUGACUACAAAGACAGCUCCUUCAUCCAGCGCCCAGAGGAGGCUGACAUAGAUACCAAGCUGAGCAGACUGUGUGAGCAGGACAAAGCAGUGAGGAUGCAGGAGGAGAAACUGCAGCAGCUACACAGAGAGAAGCACACUCUGGAGACAGCGCUGCUGUCUGCCAGUCAGGAGCUGAGUGAACAGAGUGACUCAAAUGCUGCAGCCACACAGAGCCUGGUCCAACAGAGAGACGUGCUGCAAAAUGGCCUGCUCAGCACCUGCAGGGAGCUGUCCCGAGUCAGCACUGAGCUAGAGUGCUCCUGGAGGGAGUACGACCUACUGGAAGCAGAUGUUACUCUGGCCAAAUCCAACCUACUGGAACAGCUGGAGGCCCUGGGCAGCCCACAGACAGAGCCUCCAAGUCAGCGGCACAUUCAGAUCCAGAAAGAGCUGUGGAGGAUCCAGGAUGUGAUGGAGGCGCUGUCCAAGAACAAACCCCAGCGGAGCACAAAUAGCAGUUUUCUUGGUUCAAAGCCGCUCUCCAUUCAGCAGAAGAAUGAGGCAGUCACUCAGCCACUAAGUCCUCCCAAGGAGGGCAACAGCGUACCCCCCGCCCGCCUCUCCCCCAGUACUACGACUCAUCAGACCGCCCCCUCAAGUGCCCCCCACCACUCACACCGUGGUGGCCCUAUGCCCUCCCACAUUUAUCGUCCUGAAGACCGCAAAACCGGCACCAGGAAUGGAGCACACAGUCAAGCUCCAGAUUACCGGCUAUAUAAGAGCGAGCCCGAGCUGACCACGGUGAACGAGGAAGUGGACGAGGCCAAUGGUGAAGAGAAGGACAAGGCUGAGACUGAAAGUAAAGACAGUGCAUCAUCCAAAGUGUCCCCGUACCGAGUGGGUGUCAUCCCCCCCAGGACCAAAUCCCCAAUGAGCCCUGCCGAGUCCUCCACUAUUGCCUCCUACGUUACCCUGAGGAAGACCAAGAAACCUGAAUCCAGAUCUGAUCGUCCCAAAAGUGCAGUGGCUCAAAUAGGAUUUGGGGAGAGAGAGGUGGGCAGAACAAAGAUGAGUGUAGAGGAGCAACUGGAGCGACUAAGAAGAAAUCAGGAGGCCUUGACGCUCCGUGAGAAAAAGAAAGAAACCCCAACACGGUCACCGUCCUUCAGCAAAGACAAUCCAUUUCUUAUUCUGCAGAGUCAUAUCCCAGCAGGGAUUGGAGCCGGUGCAGACCCUUUGGAGCUGGAGGCUGCACUGCAGCAGCUGAAGGUGGAGCACAAGGAGCAGAGCAGAGCUUCUGUUGACGCUGCAGGAAACUGCACAGAAAGAACGCUGACUGUUGCAAAGGAGAUGGACACAGCAGAGGAGGUGAAAAAUGGCAAAUGUGAGGAAGUAAAGCAAGACGGGAACACGGGCCUGAAGAGUGUGGAAGAGCCACAGGUUACGAUGGGCAGAUUAGAACAUGAGCUGUGUGAGAGUCAAAAGGUGGUGAUCCUGGACUUGGGCACGAAGCCUCAGCGGGUGGAGAUUGUGAACCUUGAGCCCUUUGAGGAUGAUGAAAGCCAAGAGCAAGAUCUGACCAGCUCACCUACAAAUGCCACCACUGAAAACAGCUUCCAGAUUGUUGAGCCUGAGACUCCAAGCCCUGAGCCCGAGGUCGAAGAGAUGACACAACCGUCGAGGGGAGAUAAGAACCUCGGGAAGAGCUUGGAUUCAUACAACCAGCUGACAGCAGACAACAAAAAACACAACAGUAUUUUGGCAUACGUUCACUUCGGUGAGCAGUGACACGUGAGCAAUGGCGGCCUGGACAUCCUCACUGGCGUCCCAUUGAGCUCAAAUGUAGCCAGCCUGCACAGAGCAUGCUCCAUGGCUUCCUGCAUUUACAACAAAAUCUGUUGGCACUAGUGUUACGUGCCAAUACAGAGAUGGAGACUGAGAGGAUGAUGAUUCAGACUGACCGACACCUAGACGACCAGCCAUCAUAUUCAAAGAGGCAGAUAUUCUGUAUCUUUAGCGCUCAUUUGAUCUGCCAGCACAUACUCUGUCCUUAAGCAAAACACAUUCUGUGGAGAUGUCAGCAUAUUCUAGGACUGUAAAAUGGUUUAGUUUAAAAAUGAUGUGGUUUAACUACAAAAUGCCUGAAUAAGCCCAGAAAUUGAUCACUGUAGUGUUACAAUAAAGCUUUGUUCAGCGUUCGAACAGCUGUGAUAAUAUGAUUAAAAGCAAAAUGCAAUUCCAACUCCAAAGUUAAAGUACAAGUUAUUAAAUGUUUAAAGAUUAACUUUGAUUGAAUUCAGUUUUAUUUACAUUCCACCAAAUCACAACAGUCACCUCAUGUACUGUAUAUAGGAAAGUAAGGACCGUAUAAUAAUAAAAGAGAGACAACCACAAAAAUCAAGUGAGCCCCUUUGAGCAAGCACUUGGCGACAGCGGAAAGGAAAAACUCCCCUUUAACAGGAACAAACUUCCAGCAGAACCAGUAUCAGGGAGUUACAGCCAUUUGCCUCGACUGGUUGGUGAUGGGAGGAAGACGGGAUAAAGAGAGCCAGAGAUAAUAAUUAUUACUAAGGAUUAAAUGCAGAGAGGUGUAUAAACACAGAGUGAAGAAAAAAACCUUCACUCUCUACACUUUUCAGAAAGUUUAAGGAGUGUUAAAAUACAGGAGCAAACCUGGUCUCAGUUUUUAAUAAUGUUUCCCGCAUCAAAUUCAGUAUAUUGAAAACACUGCAUUUCUCAGAUUUAAUGUUUGAUAUGUUGCCUUUGUACUAUUUUUUAAUUGAAUAAGGCUUUAACCUCCUAAGACCCAAACUCUUCCACGGCAUGCAUUUUUAAUUUCUCUUUGAUAUUUGGUCACAUUGGGACCCGAUGAAUGUAAAAAUGAAGAAUUGCCAGAUUUUUUUUUUUUUUUUACCUGAUUUUUGUUUCUAAAAAUUAGAUCCACAUAUGAGGAUAUUCGUUUAUAAUUUCAAUAGAACAGUAGCAGUAUAAUGUCCUCGCAAGUGGAUAUCAGGCCCUUGUAAAGCAAAAUUGAAUAUUUUGGUCUAAAUGACCCAAAAUGUGAUGUCCACAUAUGUGGACGCCAGGUCCUAGGAGGUUAAAUAAUCAAACAAGUCAAAUUACAUUUUACACAGUGUCCCUGCUUUUUUGGGAAUGUGUUGUAAACAGGGAGGAGUUAACCAGCAACCAGGUGACCAAACUUUAGUAUCCUGCGGUUAUCAUAGCUAAUACCUCAAUAGCAAACAAGAUGAAAGGGAAAGGUUUCCUCUUUAAGGGCCUUUUCCAGGCAGGAUGUAGCCACUGCUCUGGUGUAGAUACUUCUGAGUAGCCCUGAAACACAGAGUGGAGCCUGAUGCUGACUGGAAAGGAUUUAGACCUCACAGGAGACGGAUAGUGUCCAGUCACUGCAGGAUGGUGUCUAUGCUGUUUUAUGGACCAUGUAAUUUAGUUAGCUUCAUAAAAUUUGGAUGGUUUACUGAUAAUGGCUUUGUAAUCUGUGGCACAUAAGCAAUCCAAAGCAUUUCCAUGAUCCAAAGGCCCACAUAUAGCAGAGUAACAAAACCGUUCAUCUUGUAAAUGGAAAUUAUGAUAUGUGGCUCCUUCCUAACCUCAGGACAAAUGGCCAGUCCUAACGUAAAGUGUUUGUAAAUGUCUUUGGAAAUAGCUGCAUAAAUCCCUCUAAUCUAGACUCAGACAGAUGUAGUGUAAGGGGGUGAUGGAGAAACCAGUGGACUGUUCUGUUUAGUCUGAGGUUGGCACUAACCUGAUGACCCAAGUGAAGGUUUUCAAGUAUCUGAAGGGUGUACUCCUGAGUGAGGGGAAACUAAGCUGACAGGCAGAUUGGACUGGACAUUCACUUGAAGGGUUAAGCCUUUAAUUUAGUCAUGAGUUUUGACAUCAAGCCCAUCCAUAUAUAUAAAUAGUUUAUUUGGCUGAGUUCAGGUGACGUGAUAUUUUGCAGUUGCUCACUGUAUUGUGCCUUUUCGUGUUCAUUCGUGUUUCGGAGCGAGAGGCAGUGGAACAUUUGACCCCAUUUACCAACCCGGUGAUGUUCAAAUCUUCGCCUAUGCCUCAACCUUCUGAAACAUAAACUCAGAUUAUUCACUUUAACCAUUUUUUAAAGAUUAUACCACUUAUCUGGUAAAGGUAAAAGGAAAAAAAUCUGAAAACCUAAUCUUUUCCUCCCAUUUGUUAUGCUACAGCCAUGUGCUGCCACUAAGGGAGCGUGUUGUUUUUCUCCAAAACACCAUGUAGGAAUAUUUCUGGGCAGGCAAGAAUCCGAGCUAAACCAUUGUACAGUCUCAGUUUUAUGUGUGACUUGUUUUGGAUAUAAUGUAGCCUCAUAAAACUGUGUUGCCAAAUACAUACACAUGUACAGAGCUUUUGAUACCUUACUAAGUGCUAAAGUCAUCCUAACAUAACUAUUAAAAUAACAGUUAUCUAUAGUUCUGGUGGAUGGGAUAUUAGCUGUCCUGAGUUGCUAGAGAUGAGUGUACAGCUGUAUAUAUGAGCAUCUGAGAAGCCUCAUCACAGAUGGCACGGCACCAAACGACACAGACGCAGUGCUUUACUUUAACCCCAAGUGGCCGCUAAUCUUUAACCUGCUUGGAUCUGGAUCCUUUGGUUGAUUUCAAACUGAAGGGAUCCCAUUUCACAUCUUUUACACCUGCAAAAUAACAGAUUUGCCUUCAUUUUAAUAUAAGUAUAUCCAUAUAUGCAUAUAAAGCUGUUUUUUGUUUUUUUUUAUUUCAACAAGGUGCCACAUCAUGCUGCUGUUUUUUUUUCCUUUUUUUACAGAUUAAAGUAUGAAUUUAGGAUUAUUUAUGUUGAGCAGAUGGUUUGAAUACCCUGACGUGCUUGCAAAGCCACACAUAAUAUGCGAAUGAGUUGAAUUUGAAGUCUGCUUUCUCACUUUGUGUCUCUCUUUGUUUUUCCUCACUUUGGUUUGUAUCAGUUAGUAAAUACGCAUAAAAAGGAUCCUUAGUUCGACUCUGUCCUAGGUGGUGGAAACUCAGAAAAUGGCACAUGUACAAAGCAAUAAAUAGGUCUUUGAAGCCCCAGGACAUUAAAAAAAUUAAGAGAUAAAUAAACUGUAAAAAAAAAUUAAGACAAGAUAGAAAAAUGUAUGUACACAGUGAAAAAAGAAGAGUGAAUAUUAUAACUAUAAGAAAUUAUUAUUAAUAUUAGAGUCAAUAUGCAAAACAUAUCUCAUCUGUUUUAUAUCAUGUGAAAUAAAUGUUGAUGUUCUUAAAACA